Cydia strobilella is the source of this 666-nucleotide messenger RNA. RefSeq lists its product as uncharacterized. Lineage: Eukaryota; Metazoa; Arthropoda; Insecta; Lepidoptera; Tortricidae. The record is from RefSeq and is a predicted model, not a curated record. The transcript has 4 exons. Bases 1 to 666 code for a protein of 221 amino acids.
AUGUCAUCGCAAAUACCAGGGUGCGGCGCCAUACCGGGAACCUUCUUCUGGAGACCCCGACUGGGUAUAGAUUUGGCUAUGCCUACUACAGGUAUAAACAUGAAACCUAAUAAGAAAAAUAUCCAGGCUGGGCUAGUGGUGCUGAUAGAUGGGUACGACAUCAUGACGUCCAUACUCGGACUGCUGAGGGGCGCAGAAUUCGCGGCAGACGAUGAUUCGAUGAACCCCGCCUCAAGCGUCUACUACACUGGCGUCUACAGGUGGACUUUGAGAAGUCUAGACUUAUUACCACACUGGUUUAGAGGCAAUUUCGAAGAAGCGCUUGGAGUGUGGAAUAGCCGUUUUAAAUAUAUGGAAGCUGAAGUGCCUGAGUGGAUGAAAAAAGUAUUACCCUGGGUGCCUAAGAAAUCUUGGGACACAGAACAUGAAGAUUUGAUCAAAUUCAGAAAGUUUGCUGAAUCAGCGUUUACCCAAUUCUACAGAGUUCCAUCAAAAACCUUCAAUGGCUUCAAUUCGUUCUUGCCUGGUUCGUUAGAUGAUUUUGUUUUCUCUUCAGCUUCACGAGAUGACUUUGAAAUGAGUAAGGAAACGCCUGACCAAAUUAUGACUGCGAAAGAAGAACUGAAAAAGCGAUUAGGUGAGACCAACAUCUUCAAAGCCAACUAA